Oikopleura dioica is the source of this 1290-nucleotide messenger RNA. NCBI's taxonomy places the organism in Eukaryota, Metazoa, Chordata, Appendicularia, Copelata, Oikopleuridae. The record is from the annotation of a GenBank genome assembly.
AUGAUUUCAAAACUUAUUCGUCGACCCCUCUCCACCACGGCCGUUGCUGCCAGCCGCAUCAAGGUGUCAAAGCCUGUUGUAGAAAUGGACGGUGAUGAAAUGACUAGAAUUAUCUGGGAAUGGAUCCGAGAAAGAAUGAUUCUUCCUUAUGUUGACCUCGAGCUGAAAUACUUCGAUCUGGGAAUGGAACAUCGUGACUUUACCGAUGAUCAGGUCACCAUCGAUUCCGCCUAUGCAACGCUAGAACACAACGUCGCAGUAAAAUGCGCGACGAUCACUCCCGACGAGCAGCGAGUCGAAGAAUUCGGCUUGAAGCAAAUGUGGCGUUCUCCAAAUGGAACAAUCAGAAACAUCCUCAACGGCGUUGUCUUCCGAGAGCCCAUUCUUUGCAAAAACAUUCCUCUCCUCGUUCCUGGGUGGAAGAAGCCCAUUUGCAUCGGAAGACACGCUUUUGGUGAUCAAUACAAAGCUACGGAUUAUGUCACGCCAAGUGGUGGAAAGUUUGAGAUUGUUUUCACGCCAAACGAUGGCGGAAAGAAGGAAGUUAUGGAGGUCUUUGACUUUGGAGAGGAGACUGGCGUUCUUAUGGGAAUGUACAACACUGAUGCUUCCAUCAAAGCUUUCGCUCAUUCUUCUUUCCAAAUGGCUCUUGAAAAAGAAUGGCCCCUCUACUUGUCGACCAAAAACACGAUUUUGAAGAAAUAUGACGGCCGAUUCAAAGAUAUUUUCGAAGAAAUCUAUCAAUCGGACUACAGAAAAGACUUUGAAGCAAAGAAAAUCUGGUAUGAGCACCGACUUAUUGAUGAUAUGGUCGCACAGUGCAUGAAAUCAGAAGGUGGAUUUGUUUGGGCUUGCAAAAACUACGAUGGAGACGUUCAAUCUGAUACUCUCGCACAAGGAUUCGGUUCUCUUGGAUUGAUGACAUCGGUCCUCAGAGCUCCAGACGGCAAAACUAUCGAGUCCGAAGCAGCCCACGGCACAGUAACCCGUCACUACAGAGAGCACCAAAAGGGCAACCCCACUUCUACCAACCCAAUUGCCUCAAUUUUCGCCUGGACCCGCGGCUUGGCUCACCGAGGUCGACUGGACAACAACCAGGACUUGAUUAAAUUCGCCCAAACUGUCGAGAGAGUUUGUGUUGAAGUUGUGGAGAACGGAGUUAUGACGAAGGAUUUGGCGGGCUGUGUACAUGGCGGUUUUAGCGGACUCCAGCUUGGAAAAGACUAUGUUGUUACAGCUGAUUUCAUGCAAGCAAUCGAUGAUGGUAUCAAGAAAGCAAUGAAAGCUUAA